UUUCAGGGGGAUUAUGUAUGGAUGGACCUCAAAACCGGUCGGGAAUUCGACGUUCCCAUCGGAGCCGUGGUCAAGCUUUGUGACUCUGGGCAGAUCCAGGUGGUGGACGAUGAAGGCAACGAGCAUUGGAUUUUCCCUCACAAUGCCAGCCACAUCAAACCCAUGCACCCGACCUCUAUCCACGGGGUGGAGGACAUGAUCCGCCUGGGGGACCUGAAUGAAGCUGGGAUUCUGCGGAACCUGCUCAUCCGUUACCGAGAGCACCUUAUCUAUACGUAUACAGGUUCGAUAUUGGUGGCAGUGAACCCCUACCAGCUGUUACCUAUCUACUCCCCAGAGCAGAUACGGCUGUACACCAACAAAAAGAUUGGGGAGAUGCCCCCCCACAUCUUCGCAAUAGCUGACAACUGCUACUACAACAUGCAACGCAACAACAGGGACCAGUGUUGCAUCAUAAGUGGCGAGUCUGGUGCAGGGAAGACGGAGAGCACUAAACUGAUCCUGCAGUUCCUGGCUGCUAUCAGCGGGCAGCAUUCCUGGAUUGAGCAGCAGGUGCUGGAGGCAAACCCCAUUUUAGAAGCUUUUGGAAAUGCGAAGACGAUUCGUAAUGACAACUCCAGCCGAUUUGGUAAAUACAUCGACAUCCAUUUCAACAAGAGGGGAGCCAUCGAAGGGGCAAAGAUUGAGCAGUACCUGCUGGAGAAGUCUCGAGUCUGCAGACAGGCCCAGGAUGAGCGGAAUUACCAUGUAUUUUACUGUAUGCUGAAAGGAAUGACACCAGAACAGAAAAAGAAGCUGGGUCUUGGGAAAGCCACUGAUUAUAACUACCUCGCUAUGGGUAACUGCACUACCUGUGAUGGCAGAGACGAUAGUAAGGAGUAUGCAAACAUUCGCUCUGCAAUGAAAGUCCUGAUGUUUACCGACACUGAGAACUGGGAGAUCUCAAAGCUUCUGGCAGCCAUAUUGCAUAUGGGGAAUUUGCGGUAUGAAGCAAGGAUGUAUGAUAACCUGGAUGCCUGCGAGGUUGUUCGCUCUGCGUCGUUAAUCACUGCGGCUUCGUUACUGGAGGUGGACCCUCAGGAUGUGAUGAACUGCCUUACUAGCCGCACAAUAAUCACGAGAGGAGAGACCGUCUCCACCCCGCUCAGCAUGGAGCAGGCGCUGGAUGUGAGGGACGCUUUUGUCAAGGGAAUCUACGGGCGGCUUUUCGUGUGGAUUGUGGAGAAGAUCAAUGCUGCCAUUUACAGGCCUCCCUCCCACGAACUACAGAGUGUCAGGAGGUCCAUUGGUCUUCUCGAUAUCUUCGGCUUUGAGAACUUCACUGUGAACAGUUUCGAGCAGCUCUGCAUCAACUUUGCAAAUGAGAACCUGCAGCAGUUCUUCGUGCGCCAUGUCUUCAAGCUGGAGCAGGAGGAGUACAACCUGGAGAACAUUAACUGGCAGCACAUCGAGUUCACCGACAACCAGGAUGCCUUGGACAUGAUCGCCAUCAAACCCAUGAACAUCAUAUCACUCAUUGACGAGGAGAGUAAGUUCCCCAAGGGUACAGAUACCACAAUGCUGCACAAGCUGAAUUCCCAGCACAAGCUAAACACCAACUACAUCCCGCCGAAGAAUAACCAUGAAACCCAGUUUGGCAUUAACCACUUUGCUGGUGUUGUCUACUAUGAAACCAAAGGGUUUUUGGAGAAAAACAGGGACACGCUUCAUGGAGACAUCAUUCAGCUGGUCCAUUCCUCGAAAAACAAAUUUAUCAAGCAAAUCUUCCAAGCGGACGUGGCUAUGGGAGCAGAGACAAGGAAGCGCUCACCGACACUCAGCAGCCAGUUCAAGCGAUCUCUUGAGCUGUUGAUGAGAACCCUCAGCGGGUGCCAGCCCUUCUUCGUCCGCUGCAUCAAACCUAAUGAAUAUAAGAAGCCCAUGUUGUUUGAUCGGGAGCUGUGUGUUCGCCAGCUGAGGUACUCAGGGAUGAUGGAGACCAUCCGGAUCCGCAGGGCCGGCUAUCCCAUCCGCUACAGCUUCGUGGAGUUUGUGGACAGGUAUCGUGUCCUCAUGCCCGGGGUGAAGCCGGCGUACAAGCAGGGCGACCUGCGUGGAACGUGCCAGCGAAUUGCUGAAGCGGUGCUGGGGAAAGAUGAUGAUUGGCAGAUUGGCAAGACGAAGAUUUUCCUGAAGGAUCACCAUGAUAUGCUGCUGGAGAUUGAGAGGGACAAGGCCAUCACAGACAAGGUCAUCCUCAUCCAGAAGGUGGUUCGUGGGUUUAAAGACAGGUCCAAUUUCCUGAAAGUGCGACAUUCGGCCCUGAUGAUUCAGAGAUACUGGCGGGGACAUAACUGCAGAAAGAACUAUGGUGCUAUGAGGAUUGGGUUCCUGAGGCUCCAGGCCCUCUACCGUUCCCGCAAACUCCACACGCAGUACCACAUGGCUCGCAGACGGAUCAUCGAGUUCCAGGCAAGGUGCCGGGGCUGCCUGGUGCGCAGGGCCUUCCGCCAUCGCCUUUGGGCUGUCUUCACGGUCCAGGCUUAUGCCAGGGGCAUGAUUGCGCGGAGGCUGUAUAAACGCCUUAAGGGAGAAUAUCACCGCCGCCUGGAAGCAGAGAAGCUUCGUCUGGCAGAAGAGGAACGGCUCCGGAAGGAGAUGAGUGCCAAGAAAGCUAAAGAGGAAGCAGAAAAGAAGCACCAAGUACGCCUUGCCCAGCUGGCCCGGGAAGAUGCUGAGAGAGAGGUGAAGGAGAAGGAGGAAGCCCGUCGGAAGAAGGAACUCUUGGACAAAAUGGAGAAGGCCCGAAACGAGCCAGUGAACGACUCAGAUAUGGUGGACAAAAUGUUUGGAUUCCUAGGGACCACUUCGUCUCUGCCAGGCCAGGAAGGACAGGCACCCAAUGGCUUUGAGGACCUUGAGCGAGCCCCAAAGGAGCUAGAGGAAGAGGAUUUAGACGCAGCUUUGCCCCUCCCCGAGGAAGAGGAGGAAGACCUUUCGGAGUACAAAUUUGCAAAGUUUGCAGCCACCUACUUCCAGGGCACGACGACACACACGUACAUCCGCCGGCCACUUAAGCAGCCCCUUCUGUACCACGAGGAUGAAGGAGACCAGUUGGCAGCACUCGCGGUGUGGAUCACUAUCCUUCGUUUCAUGGGAGACCUUCCUGAGCCUAAAUACCAUACGGCUAUGAGCGACGGCAGCGAGAAAAUUCCAGUGAUGACCAAAAUCUAUGAGACUCUAGGGAAAAAGACCUACAAAAAAGAGCUGCAGGCUCUGCAAGGGGAAGGAGAGAGCGCUCACAUAGAUGGCCACAAGAAGAACAGUGUGCGGCACAAACUGGUCUCCUUGACUCUAAAGAAGAAAUCCAAACUGACUGAAGAGGUGACAAAGAGACUCCAUGAUGGUGAGUCCACCCUCCAAGGCAACAGCAUGCUUGAAGACCGACCCACCUCCAACUUGGAAAAGCUGCAUUUCAUUAUUGGUAAUGGCAUCCUGAGACCAGCAUUAAGGGAUGAAAUCUAUUGUCAAAUCUGCAAACAGCUCACCCAGAACCCUUCCAAAAGCAGCCACGCCAGAGGCUGGAUCCUGAUGUCGUUGUGCGUGGGAUGCUUUGCUCCUUCCGAAAAGUUUGUGAAGUAUUUAAGGAACUUCAUCAAUGGAGGUCCUCCUGGUUACGCUCCCUAUUGUGAAGAGAGAUUGAGGAGGACAUUUGCAAAUGGGACUAGGACCCAGCCGCCCAGCUGGUUAGAAUUACAGGCGACCAAGUCCAAGAAACCUAUCAUGCUGCCUGUUACGUUUAUGGAUGGGACAACGAAGACGCUGCUAACUGACUCUGCAACGACCGCUAAAGAGCUCUGUAAUUCCUUAGCUGACAAGAUCAGCCUGAAGGACCGAUUUGGGUUUUCGCUUUACAUCGCACUGUUUGACAAGGUCUCAUCCUUGGGAAGCGGCAACGACCACGUGAUGGACGCUGUAUCUCAGUGCGAACAGUACGCCAAAGAGCAGGGAGCCCAGGAGCGCAACGCACCGUGGCGGCUCUUCUUCAGGAAGGAGAUCUUCACCCCGUGGCACAAUCCAAGCGAAGACAACGUGGCAACAAACCUCAUUUACCAGCAGAUAGUCCGGGGGGUGAAGUUUGGGGAGUACCGAUGUGACAAGGAAGAAGACUUGGCAGAACUGGCUUCCCAGCAGUACUACGUAGACUAUGGGGCGGCGAUGGUGCUGGAGCGACUCCUGAACUUAAUCCCCUCCUACAUCCCUGACAGAGAGAUCACUGCUUCAAAAACGGUGGAGAAAUGGGCUCAGCUCAUUAUAGCUGCACAUAAAAAGGGAAUUUAUACCCAGAAGAGAGCAGACCCCAAAAAAGUCAAGGAAGAAGUGGUGGAUUUUGCACGUUUCAAGUGGCCUUUGCUGUUUUCUAGAUUCUAUGAAGCCUUCAAAUUCUCAGGACCCAGCCUGCCCAAGAACGAUGUGAUUGUAGCUGUGAAUUGGACCGGAGUGUACUUUGUGGAUGAACAAGAACAAGUCCUCUUAGAACUCUCCUUCCCAGAGAUCACGGCUGUCUCAAGCAGUAGAGGGGGAAAGCUCCAAGGGCAGAGUUUCACCUUGGCCACCAUUAAAGGGGACGAGUACACCUUCACCUCCAACAAUGCAGAGGACAUCCGGGACCUUGUUGUCACCUUCCUAGAAGGACUAAGGAAAAGAUCAAAGUAUGUUGUCACUCUCCAAGACAACCCAAACCCUGUGGGAGAAGAAUCUGGAUUCCUCAGCUUCCAUAAAGGAGACCUGAUUGUUAUGGACCAGGACACUGGAGAGCAUGUCAUGAACUCGGGCUGGGCCAAUGGGGUCAAUGAGAGGACCAAACAGAGAGGAGAUUUCCCAACGGACUGUGUUUAUGUCUUGCCGACUGUCACCAUGCCGUCUCUGGAGAUUGUGGCGUUAGUCACAAUGACCCCUGACCAGAGGCAAGAUGUUAUUAGAACAUCCCAGCUGGCGAUUUCGGACAGUGAAGAAAGAGUGAAGCCGUACACCUUGGAAGAGUUCUCCUAUGAUUAUUUUAGGCCGCCUCCGAAGCACACUCUGAGCCGGGUCAUGAUCACCAAAAAUCGAGGGAAAGACAAACUGUGGUGCUACACCCGAGAGCCCAUCAAGCAGCCCUUGCUGAAGAAGAUCCUGGGCAGUGAAGAGCUGUCCCAGGAAGCCUGCAUGGCAUUCAUUGCUGUGCUGAAGUAUAUGGGUGACUAUCCAUCCAAAAGAACCCGCUCAGUCAACGAGCUAACAGACCAAAUAUUUGAAGGUGCCUUGAAAGCUGAACCGUUGAAAGAUGAAAUCUGCUGUCAGAUCCUCAAGCAGCUCACUGACAACCACAUUAAGUACAGCGAAGAGAAGGGUUGGGAGCUGCUUUGGUUGUGCACAGGCCUUUUCCCUCCCAGCACUGUUCUCCUGCCCCAUGUCCAGAGGUUUCUCCAGUCCCGGAAGCAUCACCCCCUAGCCACAGACUGCAUACAGAGAGUACAGAAAGCUCUGAGGAAUGGAUCCAGGAAGUAUCCUCCCCAUCUGGUUGAAGUGGAGGCAAUUCAACACAAAACCACACAAAUUUUCCACAAAGUUUACUUCCCCGAUGACACUGAUGAGGCGUUUGAAGUGGAGUCCAGCACUAAAGCCAAGGAUUUCUGCCAGAACAUCUCCAGCAGACUGCUGCUGAAGUCAUCAGAGGGCUUCAGCCUCUUCGUCAAAAUCUCCGACAAGGUUAUCAGCGUCCCAGAAGGAGAUUUCUUCUUUGACUUUGUCAGACAUCUUACAGACUGGAUAAAGAAAGCAAGACCUGCAAAAGACGGUAUAGUGCCUUCUCUCACAUAUCAAGUGUUCUUCAUGAAAAAACUGUGGACAAACACCAUGCCUGGGAAGGAUUCAAUGGCAGACUCCAUCUUCCACUAUUAUCAGGAAUUACCAAAGUACCUGCGUGGCUACCACAAGUGUACCCGGGAAGAGAUCUUACAGCUGGCAGCUCUGAUCUACAGGGUGAAGUUUGAGGAUGACAAGUCCUACUUCCCCAGCAUCCCCAAGCUCCUGAAGGAGCUGGUGCCUCAGGAUCUUCUCCGGCAGCUCUCUCCGGACGACUGGAAAAGGUCCAUUGUGGCGUAUUUCAAUAAGCAUGCAGGCAAAACAAGAGAAGAAGCCAAGCUUGCCUUCCUAAAGAUUGUCUUCAAGUGGCCUACGUUUGGAUCAGCCUUCUUUGAAGUGAAGCAAACUACCGAGCCAAAUUACCCGGAGAUCCUUUUAAUUGCCAUCAACAAGCAUGGAGUCAGCCUCAUAGAUCCCAAAACCAAGGAUAUUCUCACGACUCAUCCCUUCACCAAGAUCUCCAACUGGAGCAGCGGCAACACGUACUUUCACAUAACCAUUGGCAACCUGGUGCGGGGAAGCAAACUGCUCUGUGAAACGUCGCUGGGCUACAAGAUGGAUGACCUCUUGACCUCGUACAUCAGUCAGAUGUUAACAGCCAUGAGCAAACAGAGGAGCGCAAAGGGCAGCAGCAAGUGA
Molecule: messenger RNA, 6525 nt
Organism: Emys orbicularis (European pond turtle)
Lineage: Eukaryota; Metazoa; Chordata; Testudines; Emydidae
Gene: MYO7A
Product: myosin VIIA
Exons: 47
Coding region: 22-6525 (2167 amino acids)
Cellular component (GO): cytoskeleton; myosin complex
Molecular function (GO): cytoskeletal motor activity; ATP binding; protein binding
Source: RefSeq, a predicted model, not a curated record